UAAAAAACGUUCGAAGGCCCCGCGCAUGUCUCCUGCGGGAAAAAUAGAAAGUUUAGAGGCGUGUGGUAGAGGGAAGUCACCUGCCACGGCUCCAAAGCAUGCUUUGCAGCAUGCCACAGGCAAGGUUCAGGCCGCUGGCGGUACGUCUGUUUUUGCUCCUCCCCCGGCUACGACAUCCCAUGAAAGAGUGCUCGAUGGAGCGACCGAAGGCCUCAAACCAGAUAUGGAGGAACGGGAAUGGGUGACGUGGCACAAGCCGUGGGCCCGUUUUGAUAACCCAGAAAUGGCAUGCGAUUUUGAGGCCAUGCCGCUGGAAAAGCGGCACGAUUACCUCAUUCAGGGCGCCACCGCGCUGGAUCAUGCCCUCACACCUCUGCCUAAAAUGAAGGGGCACAGACACACCCUUGAAGCGAUGCUUCAACUCGUCAGGGACGACUUUGAGACCCAGCGGCCCAUGUCCGAAGACGCUCGCCUGGCGUGGAGGAGCGCCUUGGAGCUGACCCGGCGGAACCGGGGUCCGAAGGUCGACGAGGUUUUCAAACGCGUGCCCGACUUUCCGCGCCAGUACCUGGAGCGUGUAGUGCGAGGGAUGAUGAAGGAUUACGCCGUGGGCUUGGGGGUGAACAAUGUGGCCAGGCUGGCGGCGGUGUUUGAGGACAUGACACCCGCCUUGAUUCGGGCGCGGGCGGCGGCUUUGCGCGCGGGCGCUCAGGGCAAGAAAACCAGCGAGUGUUUCGAGAGGAUCAUGGACGUCUUGAGGGAGGAAAAGAUGGAGGCUCGGGAAGGACAAGUCGACGCAAUCACGGAGGGACUGUCGCCUUUGGAAAGGGAGAUCCAGGCCCACGGGCUGGACGUGGACGACGCGCGGGUCGUUGCGUGCUUUGUGACGGGCGAUCCGGCCUUCCUCUCCACCCACACCCUCCACGACUGGAUGCGUAUUUGGAAAAAAGUCCGCGAAAAAUGUCGGUACCUCCUCCAGGGUGACUUUGGGAGGAAAAAUCAGAGCGUCAUCGAAAGCCUGGUUGCCAUGGCGGGCGAUAGUAAAAGUGGCCGGAAGCAGAGCGGCACAGCGUCUCUCUCCAGGAAGCGCAGUGACGAAACCAGUACCAGUGGACAGGAUGGCUUUGGAGGUGUAGAAGAGCAGAGAAAGAGGGCCAAGGGAGGAAAAAAAACGAUAAAAGUGGAAAAAGUGGGGCCUGGGGAGGCCUUGAAGGAGGGUGAUAGUCAUCCCGAAGAGAAGCCGACGGCUUAUGCGCCCUUCGAAGAUUACCAAUACUUGCUCUUGCUGAAAAAACGGGCGGCGAAGGCGCAGGAAUAA
Nannochloropsis gaditana CCMP526 is the source of this 1318-nucleotide messenger RNA. RefSeq lists its product as uncharacterized. The record is from RefSeq and is a predicted model, not a curated record. Bases 26 to 1318 code for a protein of 430 amino acids. The transcript has 6 exons.